Molecule: messenger RNA, 4959 nt
Organism: Psammomys obesus (fat sand rat)
Lineage: Eukaryota; Metazoa; Chordata; Mammalia; Rodentia; Muridae
Gene: Fam53b
Product: family with sequence similarity 53 member B
Exons: 4
Coding region: 137-1315 (392 amino acids)
Biological process (GO): protein import into nucleus; positive regulation of canonical Wnt signaling pathway
Cellular component (GO): nucleus
Source: RefSeq, a predicted model, not a curated record
GCUACACCUUCCAACCUCUGUUCCUCCUCCAGGGAGUAGUCUUCUUGCCUCUGCUCUUUGCUGUUGGCCCAUCUAGGCCCAGAACCAUCUGUCUCCUUCUCCCCUCUGCUCCAGAUGGCAGCACACGCCAAAGAAGAUGAGUCAAGGACCUACCCUCCUCUCCUGUGGAAUUAUGGAAAAUGACAGAUGGCGAGACCUGGAUAGAAAAUGCCCUCUUCAGAUUGACCAGCCGAGCGCCAGCAUCUGGGAAUGUCUGCCUGAAAAGUGUCAGGAUGGCUCCCUGUGGCACCAGGAGGCGGUGACUGCCUGUGCAGUGACCAGCCUAAUCAAAGACCUCAGCAUAAGCGACCAGAACGGGAACCCCUCAGCUCCUCCCAGCAAACGCCAAUGCCGGUCACUAUCCUUCUCUGAUGAGAUGACCAGUUGCCGGACGUCAUGGCGGCCCUUGGGGUCCAAAGUCUGGACUCCUGUGGAGAAGAGAAGAUGCUACAGUGGGGGCAGCGUCCAGCGCUACUCCAAUGGUGUCAGCCCCAUGCAGCGGAGCUCUAGCUUCAGCCUCCCUGCCCGGGCCAAUGGGCUCUCCUCACCUUGCCACCAGUCAAGCCUGCACCACCGAUUUGGGGGACAGCCCUGCCAAGGAGCACCAGGCUCAGCCCCCUCUGGACAGGCGGGAGAUGCCUGGAGCCCAGACCCACACCCUGUGGGAGGGGGCCGACUGGACCUGCAGCGGUCCCUCUCUUGCUCACACGAGCAGUUUUCCUUCCCAGAAUACUGUCCUCCCUCAGCCAACAGCACACCUGCCUCAACGCCAGAGCUGGCAAGACGCUCCAGUGGGCUUGCUCGCAGCCGCUCCCAGCCGUGUGUCCUUAAUGACAAGAAGAUCGGUGUGAAACGGCGGCGUCCGGACGAAGUGCAGGAGCAAAGACCUUCUCUAGACCUUGCCAAGAUGGCACAGAACUGUCAGACCUUCAGCAGCCUCAGUUGCCUGAGCAUGGGGGUAGAAGACCACAGCUCCCAGAGCCCGUUUGCCCUUGUCAGCAGUACCAGAUCCUGGACCGCAUUGCUCUCAGCCUCCAGCCCAGGGGGCAGAACCCCUGCUGGGACCCCAGUUCCUGAGUCUGUUCCCCACUCCUUUGAUGACCACUUCACCUGCCAGGAGGACCUCUCCUGUGAGGAGUCAGAUGGCUGCAGUCUAGACGAGGAUUGCUGCAGGAAAGGGGAGCCGGCCACAACCUGGCGGGACCGUGGAGCCUGCACGAACAGCCUCUGCUCUCUGGACGGCGAGCUGGACAUUGAGCAGAUAGAGAACAACUGAGGAGGGGCUGAGGGGUCAGGGCUGGGGGGGGGGGAGGCUUGGCAAUGGAUGGGCCUUCCUCCAGGCAGGCCUUAGGUGGCCACUCCAAGGGGAUCCUGGCUCCUGGGUCCGGCAAAAGCUCCCAGAAAGGAGCCCGCCCACUUCCCAGGGAAGAGCCAUCACCCUGCAGUGCCCAAAUCUGUGAAGGCAACCUAGCCACACCUCACAGGCAACAACUGGCCUCCCACCAGUUCCAUGGAACUACUGUAGCCCAAGAACAGGAUUCUGGUUUGGUCUCCUCCUCUUUGUUUCUUAUGGAGUGCUGGGUAGCCAUUCUCCAGUAAGGCUGGGCCAGCUGCAUCCCUCAAGUAGGGUGCCAGGGGCCUGAUCCCCCAUGGCCUCGCUCAGGUUCCUUCUGGGGAGUUACCCAAAGCCUCAUUUAUUUAGUUUACUCCGUGCCUUCUCUCCCAGGUCUCCCUGCCCCAGGCUUGGGAAGGUUCGGGAGACACCUCUUGUGUGACAGCAGACCGUGUGGCCUUAAUCCAUUUGGGGCACUGGCAGGGAUUCUGGGAUAAUCCAUGUCCCAUUUUUCGGGACCAGGGGAAAGGUCAGGGCUGACCAGAGGCCAUCCAUACUGGGUAGGAAUUUGGUGGUUGUGUUGACUGAAAGAUGGGCUCAUCAGUUCUCCCAUGGCACCAAGAAUCACCCACACCCCUGCCACCUCAGGGGCUACCUUCGGCAGCCUUCCUACUGUCCCCAGUCCCUGGGGGCUGAGCUCAGUGGAGUCAGCUGAGUAGAGAGAUGUCAGUGACAAGAUGACCUCUUCAUAGUGUCCUCAGGAACUACAGGCAGGUGUAGGAGUCUCAGCCCUGUGUACAUUCCUGGGCAGAGGGAUGUCUGCUGUCUGGCCACUUUGCAGGCUCCCCUCUGUAGCAGCCUGUGGUGGGGGCCUGCAAACCUCCGAAGCAUUCAUUCCCUGUACACUGUUGCUUGUUCACUGACACUGCUGGCUUUAAUGAAAACAUACCGCCGUCUUCAAGACAGCCCCCUCCCAGUCUACUGAUGUGAGCCUAGCCCUAAGGUUCUUCUCUGCAGGCCCAGUCAUAGCAUGGCUUGAAUCACACUCCCCCUCGCAGCUCCCCACUCCCAGCAUAAUUCCCAGAGGGCAUCCAUUCAGGCAGCUCUUCCCCCCAGUCUUCCCUGCAGACAUGCUACAGGCUCUGCACUCUGGGACUCUGGCUUUUAGCAAACUUGGCAUCUUCUGCAGACAAUAGCAAGUGGGCCGGCUUACACAAGUGGCUUGUUUUCCCAUAAGGCUAAAAAUAACUGGUGCAUUCUCUUGAUUUCUCAGACGUGUGAUCUAGGCACUUUGUAGUUACUCUGCUGCGCCUACCCAUGGUUCCAAGGUUGAGCCCAAAUGGUUGUUACCUUUCUCUUAAAGAAAGACCUGGAUGGGAACCUUUUGUUUAAACUUUUGAUUUGUCAGUUCACCAGAAGGACAAAGGCUCAAGUUCUGCUGUAUAGGCAAUGUUUCUUUAAAAUCAGACCCAAAGGUACAAGAAGCCCCACUCCUAUAGCCCGUUGGGCAGCAUGAUGGGUGCAUGUGGUGGCAGUGGGGGACCAGCUAGCCUCCGGGGCACUGGAAAGCCAAAGUAGAAAGCUGUCGAAGGCGCGACAUGGGAGCCCUGCCUGGUGGGUCAUGGAGGAAGGUAGUUGAGAGGGCGUGGGAUGCACACACCAGGGCUGUGUCUCUCAGGCCAUAGCGAGAGGUCCUGGCAUUUGGAGUAGAUUCACGGUCCCUAAAGCCACCCCUCCUGAGGAAGACAGAGGCUGGGUCUUGGCCCCUGGUCUGCCUCACACAGUCUGCUAAGCACAGUUAAGCAUAGCACAGUUGCCAGCUGCCUCCUGUGAACUGGGACCAGAAGCUCUGGUGGCAGGUGUGUGUCUUAAGGCUUUUUGUGUGGAUGACUUGUCCUUUUAGACUAUCUCCCGUAAGCCUGGUGGCUUAAGGACAAACAGGAACUCACUGAAUGACAGCUUCAUCCUUCCUUCCUGUCUCUAGGGCACUGUUCCCUGAGCAGAAAUGCUUCAAACCUGAGGUAGGAGUUGGCCCUUUGCAGCUUCCUCAGGCAGUUCUUGAUUGUCUCUGUACCCCCAAGGCCUCAGUCCAAGCCCCCAGAAAAAGCAGCCAGAGAAGAGGGCAGUAGCUUUUCUGCUUAAAGGAAGAGUUGUCGUCAUUUGCUUCCUGGUGUUCUCAUCGAGCAAAGCAGGGCUCGUGUAGGAGGUACCCAUUCAUCUUGCAGCAGUUAUCCAGACAGACCCAUCCACCCGCCCCACUCACUGGCCCAAGACCUCUGUUCUUGGAUCUCUUGGAGGAAGGUUUACCUGGGAGGUUCCCUCUGGCUCCUAUGUACUUGGCACCACGGGCAGCAGGCAGCCUGGCUCACCCCACAGCACGGUGGCUUCAGCGAUUGCCAGCCUCGGCGCAGGCAACAGCAGAAGCCUCGUGCUCCUCAGCCUGCCUGGGAGUGCCAUUUCCCUGGAGAAGCAGAGGUGUGCUUGGCCUCCCGCUUGCCUAGGGGGAGGUGUGAGUAGAGGUCUAGAGCAAGGCGUGACUCCACCAAAGCCAACAGGGAAAGUGGGCCUUCUAGCAUAUUGCAUCCUACCCUAGAAGCCAGUGACAGGAGUUGCUCUCUGCGGGGUACCUGACCUGAGUUCAGGGUAGCGGCCCAGACAGUUUACACGACUGCCCCACUCUUGCCUUACUCAUGGGUGGUGAUGGUAGAACCUGGCCAGCACCCCCGGGCUCCCCCAUGUUCAGGUCCAAGAAACUUGUUCUGCCCACACAGGCAGAUGUACAUGCUCAGAAAGCCUUACUUUAAUUUUUUUUUUUUUUUUUUUUUUUUUUUUUUGUAGCAGGAAAAGUUUUUUAAGAUUUGUAUGCAGAAAGAAAAAUAAAAGAAAGGUCCACAUUAAACAGGAAAUGCCCCCUCCCGGUUUUUAGAUGGGUCUCCUCUGCAGACUGUUGGGCAUGUUUUCAUGCUCAUACAGGCAAGGUUCACAGCAGUUAGAACUCAGCCCUGGAUCCUGUACCCCAUUCCCACUGAUGUGGUUAAAGUUACUUGAAUGAUGGCCACUAAAAUGUAAGCCAGGUACCAGGGCUCAGGGACGCUCUGCCCCUGCAGCAAAUGAGGCUGCCUCUUGCCAAUGUCUAUGCUGCUGGUCAGACCUCUCCCCCGGUGCCAGGCCCCUUGAGGAGGAAGAGAAAGAUAUUUUAAAGUUGCAGACUGAUGGAGCUCCUGUAGCCUAAGUAGGAUAGCCUGACCUCCUGGCAUAGUCUCAUUGGCAAACAGAUCGCAUUGUCAGUGCUGGGGGACGCCCAGGGGUCGGGGACAGACGGGCCCACAGGCCAUGCUAGGGCCACAUGUGCCGUCCCAGCCAGGCAGCAGCGGUGGUACUGUUUCAGGCAGUGUGAUAACUGGUGUGGUGGGUCAGGCCCCCGCCAGGGCGGCAGUUCGUGGGCUGCCCACGUUGGGUCCUUUCAGUAGCACCACGUACCGCUGCCUGCCCUCCCCCACAGGCCAUGACUGUCUUGCACUACAGCCGCUCUAGUCUCAGGAAUUUGCUUGUUACUUUUACUGUGUAAAUAAAGCUUCCUGGUUCAA